AUGCGAAAGAUAUUAAUCUCUCAAUUUAAUAACGAACAAGUACCAAUGCUAUCAUCUCAUCUUUCCAAUAUACGCCGUAUCAACAGUGAUCCAGCAGAAACACAAUCAAGAAGUGCAACCGAUAACCGAAUUAGUUUUACGUCUGAAAAUACCGAAACGGGACAGAUUACAAGUUUUUUUGCUGUUCGCAAGCGUCGAACUAGCGAAGAAAGUAUUUCUUUGCUAAACGGAAAGAAAACGAAAGCAUAUGGAGCAUUGGAUCCCACUAGUAUUUCUUCCAGUCAAUUGGUUCCGUGUUGCAAUUUCUUCGACGAUAAAGAAAACGCAUUGGAGAAUGUCGUACAAGUGGUACCGGAUGCUGUUUCGAAUACAUCUCUCGGAUUUUUUGAAAUGCUUCCACCUGAGUUACUAUAUGUAAUGUUUGACAACAUUCCAGUGCUACAGUUAAAACAACUAUGUCUUUCGUCCAGUACACUAAAUGCUAAAGUCUGUGAAUACAUCUCAAUGGCUAGUACACGUAGGCGGUUUUUCACAGAAACAGGGACAGCAUACUACGGUGAUUUUGAGAGCGCAAAAGAUCCAUUUUAUGCUUGGGGUAUGCUUCUAAAAGCUUGCUCAAUUGUAAUGAGUUUUCAUAGCAGCCAUGUUUUCUUGGCAAAAUUCUUCAUCAAGAACAAAAAGAUCGAAAAUUGGUGCGGUUGGGGUCGAUGUUUUAUGGCGAUACGAGCCCGCCUCCGAGGUUUUUUCCUGAGCUGUUGGGAAAAGAAUGAUGAAUCUUAUGGAUUCUGGAUUUCACUUAUUUUGCGCACUCAAAAGACUAUCUCUCAACAGGGACAAUUAUUUAUGAUCAUAUUUGGACCUUUGAAGCUGGAUGAUGAUAACUGCGAGGUCAUUGACUGGGAUCUGUUAAGUAAUACAUCGAUUGAAGAUCGUCGUCUAUGUGAGGAAAUAAUUGGUCCUAUGUCCUUUAGUAUCCACUGUAUGGUCAGUAAUGAAAAUUUAAUGGGAUAUGCAUGGAGUGAUUAUCAUAUCUUCAACUUGAUCGAGGAAAUUACAACAGCUCCACAUUCCUGGACUCUUGACAAUUUUGCUGCACUUUUGGCUCUUCGACCAAAACUUAUCCAUAUUGCACUGCAUGCUCGGAUAAUACAUGGUCAUCAAGAAGAAGCGGCUCAUCUCUUUCACGCAAUAAAUUCGGUUUUGCAUCAAUGGGGUAUUUUCUCAAGCACAGCUGUGACCGGUGUGCUACUAAAAACAUUUCGAGCCUUAUCUGAUAUUCGCCGUCGCCUUUUUUUGUCUUCUUUUUUGAGAACCGAAUCAGAGCUAUUGAGCGAUGCUCUAAUGAACGAACCUUUCGAUCGCGAUUAUUUUUAUAUGGAAUUAGCUGUUGGACGCGCUGUAUCGCCGCUAGUAACACUGAUGGCGUCAAAUGUAUGA
This is a messenger RNA of Brugia pahangi, 1437 nucleotides long. The record is from the annotation of a GenBank genome assembly. Lineage: Eukaryota; Metazoa; Nematoda; Chromadorea; Rhabditida; Onchocercidae.